GGUGCACCCAGGGAGAUGGCAUCCGACAGUGAGGUGAAGAUGUUACUCAAUUUCGUGAACCUGGCCUCCAGUGACAUCAAGGCUGCCCUGGACAAGUCUGCCCCUUGCCGACGCUCUGUAGAUCACAGAAAGUACCUGCAGAAACAGCUCAAGAGGUUUUCUCAGAAAUAUUCCCGGAUGCCAAGAUGCUAUCCCAAUAGAUCUGGAGAAUCACACUCAAAAAGGGGGCCUGAGGAUGGCCAUUGCCGCACCCCCUCUAAUGGCAGCACUGAGAAGGGCCCCGGAAACUCAGGAAUGGAAGAAAAUUUUCCUGAAGAGCAGGCCCUUCAAGAGCAAAUCCCAGAGGCCUCCAGGCCGGACCAAGUACCUAUGCGGAAAAGACAGCUACCUGCUUCCUUCUGGGAAGAACCCCGGCCUGCCCAAAGCUACUCUGGAGGGUUAGAUGGGCUCUCAGUCCACAGGGAGGUUCCUGCCUAUGAGGGGAAAAAAAGCAAAAAGAGGCCUGAUACCGUGGGCUCAGAGACUGCCCCUGUACCUGCUUCUCCCAGGGCAGAAAAGGAGUCCCCUAAGGUCACUUCAGCCUCCCUCAUGGGCCGAAUGAGUGCCUGGAGUUGUUGUCCAUUCCAAUACCAUGGACAACCCAUCUACCAGAGCCCAGGAGGUCUGCCUCAGUCUCCUGUGCCUGGUCUGGGGCUUUGGAGAAAAAGUCCAUCUUCCCCAGGGGAGAUGGGCCAUUUCUGCAAGGAGCCUGGUAGCCCAGGCCAGAAAGUUUACAGACCAGUGGUCUUGAAACCCAUUCCCACAAAGCCAGGGGUUCCUCCUCCCAUUUUUAAUGUUUUCAGCUAUAUCUAGCCCCAGGUGAGUGACCCUUGGAAAGC
Molecule: messenger RNA, 878 nt
Organism: Trichosurus vulpecula (common brushtail)
Lineage: Eukaryota; Metazoa; Chordata; Mammalia; Diprotodontia; Phalangeridae
Gene: FAM181A
Product: family with sequence similarity 181 member A
Exons: 1
Coding region: 16-852 (278 amino acids)
Source: RefSeq, a predicted model, not a curated record